Molecule: messenger RNA, 6701 nt
Organism: Apis cerana (Asiatic honeybee)
Lineage: Eukaryota; Metazoa; Arthropoda; Insecta; Hymenoptera; Apidae
Gene: bma
Product: SCY1-like protein bma
Biological process (GO): protein phosphorylation
Molecular function (GO): ATP binding; protein kinase activity
Source: RefSeq, a predicted model, not a curated record
UGUACCCUACUGUUCCUUUGGAUUCCUCGCGCGAUCCUCGCGCGGCGCGCGCGUGCUCCGAACUAUCGCGCAUCGCGCAUUACCCUUCUUUCGGUUUCUUCAUGCUUAUAGUGCUUCUAUUCCCGUUGUCGUCGGCAACAGGUAUAGCAGGUGUGUGUCUAAGACGAUUCAAAGGGAAAUUGAAAGAAGCGAUUGAUACACGAUCGAAAGUGAUUCGAUGAACAUUGAGGAUUAACAUAAGUGUCGUUAUGUUUGCCAAGUCGAAAAGUAGUGGCUCGACACCGAGCGUUCUACUUCCUAAUCCUCUUCAGAAUUUGUACGACGUUGGCAAACAAACGGCUACAGCAGGACCCGAAAACGCCUGGCGUAUAUACAAUGGAUACACAAAAGCGGAUCGAAAGGAAGUUUCGAUAUUUUUCUUUGACAAAAGAUCGGUCGAUAAACUUCACAAGCCGAAGCGGAAAGAAGCGGUUACGGAAAUUUUACGAAACGGAGCACGACAAAUGGAACGAGUUUCUCAUCCAAAGAUUCUGCAGGCAUAUAAGGUCGAAGAAUGCGCUGAUAGUUUGGCAUUCGCGUCUGAGCCAGUUCUCGCUAGUCUUGCGAAUGUUUUAGCUUAUCAAGAGCAACGAGCGAAUAACGUCGGCCAAUCGUCGACUAACGUAACGAAACAAACUUCUUCAACCCCUAGUCAUCGUGCUCCGUUCACGAAAGAGUACGAGUUACUCGAUAUAGAGAUCAAAUAUGGAUUAUUGCAGAUCACAGAGGCUUUACUUUAUCUUCACGGAACACGCAAAGUCCUUCACAGGAACGUUUGCCCCGCGAGCAUAAUAAUUACCAAAAGGGGCACUUGGAAAUUGUCAGGCCUCGAAUUUAUCGAAAAAAUGAAGGAAUUGCCAAUGAUAUCGUUGCAACCUUGGACCAAUCGCAUGUCAAAAAUGACGCAACCGAAUCUCGAUUACAUAGCACCGGAAAUACAGCAAAAGAAAGAGGGGGGUUUCUACAGCGACAUGUACAGCUUUGGUAUGACAAUAUGCGCAAUUUUCAAUCAAGGCCGACCAUUGAUUCAAGCGAAUCAUAACUGUUCCGAGUAUUUAAAGCAAUUAGAAAACCUCGAAGAACAAGUUCAUGUGAUAUUACCUUUAGUUCCUCUUCCUCUUCGAGAAGCUGUUUCUCGACUUUUACACAUCGAUCCAGAGAAGAGGCCAACCAUUCAAGUUUUAUCCAUGAUCAAAUAUUUUCAAGAUCCACCCGUAUACGCGCUUCAAUUUCUCGACGUCAGUAAGAUGAAAGACGCGUUGCAAAAGGAGCAUUUUUAUACAACCACUUUAAAAGGAAUAUUACCUUAUAUACCAAGGAAACUUUGGUAUCAACAUAUUUGGACGUAUCUGCAAACUGAAUUGGAAAGUGAAGAAGUUCAAUCGGCUGUAUUACAACCGGUGCUUUAUAUCGUACAAAAUAGUACACAAGAGGAAUACGAUCAAAUUGUAUUUCCAUCGUUACGAUCGCUUUUUUCGAAUCGUAAAUCGGUUCACGGAACGGUUACCUUGCUGGAAAAUUUGCAUUUGAUAUUAAAAAAAACAUCUCGAGAAUAUAUAGAAAGCGAAGUGCUUCCGAUGUUGUACACAUCCUUUGAGAAUUCAACUACUCAAGUGCAGACUGCAGCGUUCGUAGCCGUGUCGAAUGUGACCGAUUACAUACACGAUGAGGCUGUUCGAAACAUCGUGUUGCCGAAAUUACUUCAAGCAUUUGAAAAAAAUUUAGUGGAUUCCCGAAUACUUAUGAACGUGAUACCCUGUAUUUUAAAUCGUUUGGAAAAGCAGAAAAUCAUCGAUUGUAUCUUACCAUUAUUGUUCAAUGUAAAACUUCAAGAACCGGAGAUAAUCGUUCGGGUUGUAAAGAUUUACAGAUUAAUGUUAAACGACAAAAAAUAUGGAUUAUCUGUGAAUUGGAUGGCGACCAGAGCAAUGCCUUCUUUACUACCUCAAACUAUUAACCCAGCAUUGAAUCUCGAGCAGUUUGAACUACUUCUCAAAGUGUUGCAAGAUAUGCUGAAUCAUAUCGAAAGGAACCAGAGGAAUCAAUUGACGCUGGAUAAUUUGUCAUUAUCGAGCCCGGAACGGUAUCGAAGUUUACGACAUCAGCACAGUACGGACAAUAUGUACGUUGCCCCCUUUAAUAUACCAAAUCUACGUAUCGAGCAACGUAAAACUUCUUCGGCUGAAGACAUGGCUCGAAAAAAUAGCACGAAUUCGAUGUCGACGACAGUUUCAGCUGAAAACAUGGCAAGAAAGAACUCGAUGAUAACCAUGUUCAGAUGGUUCUCAUCAUCGAACAACGAUAACAGUAAUUUCUUAAAAGUGACGAAUACCUUUACGAGCAGACGGUUAUCGGAUAAUACUCUGAUGACACCGAAAAUACGGGUAGCACCAUCGUGCGAAAGUUCACCAGGUGCUACACCAGGUGAUGGAUUACCCAUUCGACGACAUUCGAGCACCGGUCCUCAAGACCGACGGGGAUCUAACAUAAAUUUAUCGCCCCCCUUGGGUGGAAUGCCGAUUACCAGUAGCAGUGUUCCGUACCUGGUUAGCUCGAGCAUGAAUAGCAUACGCGGCUCGAGACGUCCUUCUGUCUCUUCAACGUCUUCCCAGCAAGGACUGCUGCAGCAGGUUGGCUCCAGCAUGGUAAGACAACAACCCCCCAUCUGCCUCAACCUCAAUGGACUACCACCACCAUCACCACCACCACCACAACCACCACCACCACAACCAACACUUUCUCCAUUACUCCAGCUACCGGGACAGUCUUUCCACUGACCCUCCGUCACAGUUAUCAAUUCUUCAACAAACAAUUCGAUGGUUAAAUCUUUCGUCGAAGAUCAAGUUUCGUAAGAUAUUUACGUUAAAAUUAACAACAUAAGGAACAAUUGGUUACCGUCCGUGCGACAAAAGGAGACAUAGAGGAACGAAAAAAAAUAAUUUUAUAACCAUCUCCUAUUAACGAUAAAAUGGUAAUUUGUUUCGUUUAUUAUUGCUACACUGCUACAUAUCUAAUCGUAACAGUGCCGUUCUUAGAUCGGUAAUCAUCUAGAUAUAAAAAUAAUAUCGCCGUUCUUAGUUCAAUAUUAUUUAACAAUUUGAUAUGCAAUGUUAAGUUUUAUGUUUAUAUACGAAUAAUUAUAAACAGUUAUAUAGUGCAAAAGAAAUAUUUUUUUAAUUUUCAUUUAUAUUAAAUGAAACAAAUAUAUCAUAAAUAUAAAUAUAAAACUAGAACAUAACAAAAAUUAUUAAUAUUCUGUUUAAUGAAAGUAAAAGAAAUUAAUUUCACCAUAAAUUUACAUUACUUACUUUUUUUUUAAUGCAAAUUUGUCAAUUAUUUUCAACAAAUCUAAAUUUUUACCAAUAUUUUUUUUAUAUAUAAUUAUCAAUUAAAUUAAAUUAAAUACAUAAUUAUUAAUCAAAUAAGUUUUAUAUAAAAUAUAUAAUCUAGUUGGUUUUGACUAUCCAGAGACAUUUAGAGCAUCCAAUCAGGAACGGCACUGAACGUAUAUAUAUAAAUAACUUUUAUCCUUAAGAUAUAUUCCACUACACUUAUUUACAUACAUAAUAAAUUGGACCUUGAAAACGUAUCGGUGAAGAUCACUUCUAUAAAUGAGCACGGACUUUGAUUUCUUGUAAAGAAAUUAAACGACUUGAGACCUUUUAAAGUGGCCUAACCUCAUAAAAAUUACAUUAGUUAUAUUAUCUGUGUCAUUAUUCAAAAUUCCAAUAAAGUAUGGAUGUGUAUAAAAAUACAUACACACAUGUACCAUCUGUAAUUGCAAUUGUAAUUGCAAUGUAAUUUAUGGAACAAUUUGCAACGAAUUCAUGAAUUGAAUAAUAAAUGAAAGUAACGCAAUAUAUAAUAGGAAAAUGGGAAUAUAUGUACGUAUUUUGUAUCGAAAAGAGAAAAAGGGGAAGGACUUUUCAAUAUUUAUUCUCGCAUUAAGUUUUGUUAUUUUAACUCAACAUCGAUUACAUAUACAUAUAUACAGUCAGUCACAAAAGUUUUCAAUCUUACAUUAGUUCAAUAAAAAAUUGCUUUAUUGAAACAAUAAUUUUGUUUUGUAUGAAACAUAUAACGUAAUUUUUUUAUUAAGAGGAUUAAAUCAACUUUUAAAAGUAUCGUAUUUUUAUUUUUUUAAAAAUAUAUAUUUUUACAAAAUAGAAAAUUUUUAAUUAUUAUUAUAUCAUUAAAAUAUUUAAAUUUUGUGUAUUAUUAUCUAGAUACUCUCAGAAAAAAUGAAAAAAUAAUAGUAAUAAUAAAUAGUUCGAGAGUUGAUUUCAGAAAGAAAUCAAAUAUUCAAAGAAAUUUUUCAUCAAAAAAGAAAUUAGGUAUAAUAUUAUAAUAAAUACACUUUAAUUAAAAUCGGGAAUUUCGAAUUAAAUAUAUAAAGAAUAAAGAUUUUGUGUCUAACUGUAUAUUUAUAUGUAUAUGAUAAAAUGAGGUUUUAUAUAUAUAUAUAUAUAUAUAUAUAUCAUAUUACACGAAUAAUUUGUAAAUAUAUAUAUAUCUAACUUUUAUUGAACAAUUAAUAAAAUUAAAAUGCUUCUUUCUUUUUCCAUUUCUUUCUAUUAUUUUUUCUAUAAAUUUCAAUUCAUUUUUGCAAUAAAAUAUGUAUUGAUGUAUGUGUAAUUCCAAGUCAAUUGUAAUACAAAUAAUUAUCUCAGAUUUUUUUAUUCUUUUCUCUAAAUGUUUAAAUCUAGAAAAAGAAAAAGAAAGAAAGGGAAAUAAUAAUUUCGAGAGAACAUAAUAUGAUCAAAGUUAUUUAUUUUUCUGAUUGAAAAUCAAUCAAUCGAAAGAAAUGACAAUGAGUGAUUUUAAAAGAAAAUAAGUUUAAUGUCAAUUGCAUAUACAUAUAUUAUGUCCACUUAUGAUAAAAGAAUAUAUACAUGCGUAUAAGAAAUAUUUAAAAGAUAAGACGUGUUAUAUAGAAUUAGAAAUAUUUAUGUAUAAGUUGUGUGUUGCAAGUUGAUAGAAAGAAUGGAUAUCAAAAUGGAAUAUGAAUAUCAAAAUUACUUUGCAGAGAAUGCAUUUUAAAACUAUCAUGUCUAUAUAUUUCGAUAUACAUAUAUACAUAUCAAAUGCGCAUAUUUGCGCGCAUUACACUUUAAAUAUCUAUAUACUUUGGCAACAAUUUCCUCUACUCGAUUGUAUUUAAAAUUUUUUUAAUCCUAUAAAAAUGUAUUGUUAUAAUAUAUUGAUAUUUCUAUAUUUUGGAAUGUAUGUACGUAUGUGUAUAUGUUUGUGUGUAUAUGUUUGUAUGUAUUUACGCGCGCGCGCGCAAAUAUAUGUACGAUCGAUGUGGAUAUAAGAGAAUGAAAAAAAAAAAAAAAAAGAAGAGAAAAAUGCGUGUGUGUUUAAAAUGUAAAUACGUAUUUGCAGGCGACAGAGACUGAUUGUUUUUCUGGAGUAUUAUAUGACACUAGAAAACAAAGUGUCCUUAAGGUGUUCGGGAUAAGAAUUAUUUCACGUUUGUGCUUGAUCACAAUUCUGAUCGUACAGAAAUCGUUAAAUAAUGCGUGGACAAUCGUGGACAAUCUUAUAGGCAAUCUUGGACAAUCGUCGACAAUCAGAAACGAACAGGAAAAAGUCGAUACAAACGAAUUGUAAUGACGUAUUCGUGUUCUUAUGAAAAUUAUCUUUUGAUAAUUAUUCAACAAAAUUGUAAUUUAUCAAAAAUAUUUGAACGUGCAUAAUACAUUGUGAACUCGAUACAUUGAAUCAUUGUUGAGAAAGCGAAUCUUGAGAUCUCAUGUAUCCAAGUAUAUGUAUAUGUAUCGUGAUUAUAAUAGAAACAGAAAAUGACAAUCAUUCGAACAAAAGUACGGAUUAUUAGGAAUUUUGGGCUCUUGCAUUUUUUUUUUUUUUUGACCAGUCGUGUAUGUAUCGGUCAAUAAUGCAGAGUUCUGCCCGAAAUGCAUGUAAUCUGGUAAAAAAUUUCAUAACUAUUUAUUAUUUUGUUUUUUAAAUAUUUUUCUUUAUAUAUAAUUUUCUUUUUAAAUCUCAUCGUUUUUGUCAUUUUUUUUUUGCCAUCGUUUACAUUCUCUUUGCUUUUAUCUAUUAGUGUUUCUGCUUUUACGAUCGUUUUUAAUUUUAUGUUAGAACAAUCUUUGCUUUCGAUGCAAAUAAAAAAGUACAAAAAUUUUAUCGUAAUGAGAAAUAUUUUACGUUAGAAUAUUUUUCAGUAUUAGGGAUCCAGUAUUAUAUCCACAUGCGACGAGUAAAUAAUAAACCAACAAGAAAUAUAUAGUUAUAAUGUGUCGAUAAUUGUAAAAAAUCCGCCUUUGCUUCUGUUUAUCUUUAUGCAACAUGUAUCGGGCUUCAAAUUAUGUACACGUAUUCAAAUGAUAUUCUUAUUGAAACGUAUUCUCAUUGAUGCAAUAUCGUUUACGAUAUUGUUACAUAUUGUCAUUUUCAUCGUUAUUCCGUAAUUAUGUAUGUGCAAGAAAGAAUACGUCAACGAGUAAUGUGCUCAAUAGACUUCCUAUCGAAAAUAGAUGUUAAACUCGUCCGAAUGCAAUUAUUCAUUCUCCAUGAUAUAUUGUUCGUGCACAAGCAACAUCCUUUUUCGACUAAUUAAUCCGUUCUUGUUAUUAAGUAUAUAUAUUUCCUGUAUCUCUUUCGAAAGAUGUACUAUAAUAAAAACGAUGGUAAUCGAA